This is a messenger RNA of Sander lucioperca (pikeperch), 1667 nucleotides long. It is a transcript of the gene thumpd1, whose product is annotated as THUMP domain containing 1. Gene Ontology annotation, biological process: tRNA modification. Lineage: Eukaryota; Metazoa; Chordata; Actinopteri; Perciformes; Percidae. The record is from RefSeq and is a predicted model, not a curated record. Bases 309 to 1274 code for a protein of 321 amino acids. Gene Ontology annotation, molecular function: RNA binding. The transcript has 5 exons.
CUCCUCACGCGCCGUACGGGGUAACCAAACAACGUGCUGUGUUGUGACUGAAUGAGACAUCGGUCCUUUGAAAAGCUAAAGUUCAUUGAUUUGAACACACAUUUAAGCGGACAGUCUGUAUCAUUUUGUAACAUUCACAUUAGUUUUACAUUGUAGUCGCUACAGCUUUAAAAUACCGGAAAUUGUAGCCUCAACUGUUAAGCUAACGGCUAAUAAAGCCGAGGGGGAGUAACCAAAACAACAAGUUAGCCCGCUGUUGUUGAGCUUAAAUACAAGGUUUUGAUUCGUACCUAAGUUUGUCUGCUAAUAUGUCGGCCGUGUCAAACGACUUGAGGAAACGGAGCAAGAAGCGGUAUGCGGGCGGUCACCACAACAAGCGGUGGAAGGGCUCCCGGGAGCUGGAGAUAGGCAUGCAGGGGAUCCUCAUCACAUGCAACAUGAACGAGAGGAAGUGCACCGCGGAGGCCUUCAAUCUGCUCAAUGAGUACGCCGACACGCUCUAUGGGCCCGAGAAGUUGCAAGAUAAUAAUGGGAGCAGUAGUGAAGAGGAGGCUGAUGAAGAAGAUGUUGAUGUAGCACUGAAAAAGGAAGUGGCACAGCUGAAAGCAUCUGGAGCUAAACAGGAGAGGCGCUUCCAGGCUUUGGACAGUGGAGCAAACAAUGUCAUCUUCAUCAAAACUAAAAACCUGGAAUCUGACAAGCUGGUUCAUCACAUCCUCUCUGAUCUCCACACCACCAAGAAGAAAAAGUCACGUGUGAUCCUUCGGAUGCUACCAGUAACUGGAACGUGCAAGGCCUUUCAGGAUGACAUGGUGAAGUACCUGACUACUUUCCUGGAGCCCUGGUUCAAAACCCCAAACUGUGGUACCUACCAGAUCGCCUUCAAGGCCCGCAACAGCAGCCACAACAAGAGAGACGAAAUCAUCAAAGCAAUUGCAGGUCUCGUGGGGAAGCUGAACCCUAAGAACAAGGUUGAUUUGACCAACCCAGAACUGACAAUCAUUGUGGAGGUCAUCAAGGCUGUGUGUUGCAUCAGUGUGGUAAAAGACUAUACACUGUACAGAAAGUACAAUGUCCAGGAAGUAAUGAAAGAGGACACACCAAAGCCUGACGUGACCACAGCAAAAACGGAUACGAAUGCAGCUGAGCAGAAGGAGAAACACGAUGCAGAGGAGACAAACAAAGAAGAGGAGAAGAAAGGCGAUGAAGACAAUGACAACAAUGGGCCACAGGACAACAAGGAGGCUGAUAAGGAAGAAGUUGACGGGGAGUAAGAGCUCACAUUUAGAGAAGCUGAUUGUCAGUCAGAUUUAAAAUUUCUAAAAAAAAGUUCAUCUUAAAUUGCAUUAUAUUGUAGUGAUUUUGUUUUAAAUGAAAGGUUCAAAGCAAAGAUUAGCCAAUUACCCUCCUUUAUCAGAAUCCUGAUAUAAUUGAAUGUCUUUUUUUAUAUUCAUAAAGAUAUCUAUGAUAUGUUAGUACCAACUUUAUUGGGAUGUCCAUUUUUAAAUUAAGGUGAUCAGUUUUCUAAAAAUGCUGAAUUAGAUUUAUAAUUUCAAUGUCAUUUUAUUUAUUUUGACAUUUUUACUGUGUCACAUUUAGUAACUCUGUUUUUUGUAACUGUUAUUUCCUAAAGCAGUCCCUAAAUUAAAGUUACCCGUGUGUUUGAA